Messenger RNA from Macrobrachium nipponense, 1020 nucleotides. RefSeq lists its product as uncharacterized. Gene Ontology annotation, molecular function: nucleic acid binding. NCBI's taxonomy places the organism in Eukaryota, Metazoa, Arthropoda, Malacostraca, Decapoda, Palaemonidae. Gene Ontology annotation, biological process: DNA integration. The record is from RefSeq and is a predicted model, not a curated record. Bases 1 to 1020 code for a protein of 339 amino acids. The transcript has a single exon.
AUGAUCAGAGAAGGAUGGCCAGAUGCUAGAAAUAAAGCUCCUGAGUGUGCUAGAGCUUUUUAUAAUUAUAGAGAUGAACUGCAUACUGAAGAUGGUUUAGUGUUCAAAGAAAAUCAUUUAAUUGUUCCUAAGAGUCUCAGGAAACAGAUGUUGGACAUUGCACAUCAAGGACACAUUGGAGUGGAGGGUUGUCUAAGAAGGAUGAGAGAAGCGCUGUUCUGGCCAGGAAUGUCCUCAGAUCUGAAAGCAUUGGUUCAACAGUGUGAUGCUUGUUUGUCAAUUAGAGACCUUCCUCCUAAAGAACCGAUGAAAAGUCAUGAGUUUGCCCUUCAUUCAUCGUCAAAAGUAGGAGCUGAUCUAUGUCAUAUUGAUAAUCGGAUGCUCCUUAUAGUAGCUGAUUAUUUUAGCAGUUUUCUUGAAGUAUCAAGAGUAAAUAAUACGACAUCGACUGCCAUCGUUAGAGAACUACAAAUUAUAUUUUCUCCUCGUGGAAUACCGGACCAGUUAGUAACAGAUAAUGGGCCACAGUUUAUCACACCAGAAUUCCGUUCUUUUGCAAAGACAUGGUCUUUUGAACACAUUACGUCUAGUCCAAGGUAUGCACAAUCAAAUGGAAAGGCUGAGAAUGCCGUGAAAAUAGUAAAGAAAAUGUUCACAAAGUGUAAACUGACUGGAGAAUCAGAGUUUUUGGCUUUACUUAAUUGGAAUAGCACGGCAACAGAAGGCAUAUUGACUAGCCCAGCCCAAAUACUUAUGGGUAGACGUUGUAAAACUAUCAUGCCCUGCAUGUCAUCAUUACUAAAGCCUAGAUAUCCUACACAGCAAGAUUCUUUAGUUAUCUUGGAAAAAAUGGACAAGCAGGCCCAUUACUAUAACAGAGGGACACGUGCAUUGAAGCCUAUACCCGCAGGAGAGGUGGUACGCCUCAGACUGCCAGGUAGUAAGAUAUGGACUCCUGCGCUUUGCAUGGGAGAAGUCGCUCCUAGAUCUUACAAAGUCAAGGUGGGAAAUAGAGUGUAG